Messenger RNA from Trematosphaeria pertusa, 1082 nucleotides. RefSeq lists its product as uncharacterized. Bases 158 to 994 code for a protein of 278 amino acids. Lineage: Eukaryota; Fungi; Ascomycota; Dothideomycetes; Pleosporales; Trematosphaeriaceae. The record is from RefSeq and is a predicted model, not a curated record. The transcript has 4 exons.
CAGUCAGGCUGCCUACCCCGCCCUCCAGCGCCUGCGCGAGAGCCUCGAUCAUAAACCCAGAUUCAAAGAUAUAGCCGAGCUCGCAUCCCUCAACGAUAUCCCCGAGACAGUUGCCCUGCGUUGCACUUACCAUCGUCCGCUAGCUCUCCAAGCCGACAUGGAGAUCGACUCUACCUUCAAGGAGCUGAACCCCGAGCACCUGCUGUUCGCGGUUCGCCAGAUCACUUCCCGUGUGUUUACGCUCGCGAUUCGGUGCGAGAGAGAUGUUGUAUCUGGGGAGAACGAGGGCAAUGGGGACAGUGGAGGCAUUGAAGCCAAUAGCGGGGACAACAGGGGCGAUCGGGAGGAGUGCGCUUGGCUGGCCUACGAUCUCACCUUCAAAAUGAUCGAUUCUGCAGCUGCUGCCAUCGUGAAGGCCACCGCCGAAGGAUGGGAGAUAGACGGUGAAUACCAGAAGUACGCCCAAGCUGUGAUAGGAGAUAUGUAUCGGGUAUGGCGACGGGUCCAACUAAUCGCCUGGCCGCUGGGGGGAAGAGACAUCUCUAGGGAUCUGGAUCGACUCAGAGAGAGCUGGGCUGUGUUUAGAAGCACUCGUCUAACUCCGUACAAAUUCGUGAACAAGGAUUUGGAGAGGGGACGAGACCGCUCCCCUAAGAAGGAUGCUGAAAGCUUCUCGACUGCGGCGCAAUCCAUGCCUCCGAUUCGACAUCAGGCGGUAUUUCUCCUUUUCUUUGAUCACCCAGCAUCCCUAGCUCGAGUGCUGCUCGGGACCGCUCUCCUCACCAACAUUGAUAGCGUACCAACAUCAAGUUUGAAAUAUUCGCAUCUUGUUAUAUGGGCGAGAAGUGGUGCUGCUUGGAAUGAUCAGAGGUCUGGAAUAGUCCUCAGAAUGCACGCUAUCCCUUCAACCGCUUUUCAAAGUGCGCAAUAUGCGUGGCAUUUUGUAAUGACUAGCGAGGUGAUUUCAUACCGCAAUGCUCAGAAUGACUUGUAAAAUGCGAGCACGCACCGCUACACCAUGAACGAGGUGGCCCAGGUGUAGACCCAGCAUCGGAUAUGGGAGACCCGUGUCGAAAGAGACA